Molecule: messenger RNA, 3329 nt
Organism: Acromyrmex echinatior (Panamanian leafcutter ant)
Lineage: Eukaryota; Metazoa; Arthropoda; Insecta; Hymenoptera; Formicidae
Product: lipase 3
Biological process (GO): lipid metabolic process
Molecular function (GO): hydrolase activity, acting on ester bonds
Source: RefSeq, a predicted model, not a curated record
CGGCGUUAUCGCGCGGCGUGGAUCUACCUACAUAUUUCACCGUGAUACGUAUAAAAUGUCACCGUGAACGAGAUUUUUGGCUCUUUGUUGAACGUACACCGCCGUGAUACCGUCGAUGAUGGAUCGACGACGCCGACGGAUCUACGUCACGACGAUUGUUCUGUAUUGCUGCAUCUCGUUGGCGAAUCCGACGUUCGUCAAGCCCGAUGAUAAUCCCGACAUCGAACUCACGACGCCAGAACUGGUGACGAAAUAUGGAUAUCCUUUGGAGAUUCACAGUAUCGUUACGAAGGACGGUUAUGCUCUUGAACUACAUCGAAUACCGCGCAGCCAGGAUGAGGAGGAAACGAAAUUCAGGAUAAAAACGCCGAUACUCUUGAUGCACGGUCUAGGAGGCAGCUCCGCCGAUUGGGUCCUUAUGGGUCCUGGAAUGUCUUUAGCGUACAUAUUAGCCGAUGAGGGUUACGAUGUGUGGCUUGGAAACAAUAGGGGCAACAUUUAUUCGAGAAAUCACACCUGGUUGUCGCCGACCGAUCGAGAUUUCUGGGAUUUUAGUUAUCAUGAAUUUGGUAUCUACGAUCUUCCCGCAAUGAUCGAUUACAUUUUGCACACUACAGAAUACGAGAAGAUCUAUUAUGUCGGACAUUCGGAAGGUACUACGCAGUUCUGGGUGAUGGCAUCGGAAAAGUCCGAAUACAAUUCGAAGAUUAUUCUGAUGAUCGGUCUAGCACCUGCAGCUUUCAUUGGCAAUAUUCGCGGACCUGUCCGGAAACUCGCCAAGUUGACGUAUUUCGGCGUGUGGGUCGGCGAAACUUUUGGCUAUCCGGAAUUCCGUUCACGGUCCGAUUGGGCAAAAUUCGUAUCGAAUCUAUUCUGCCAGAGAGCAGCGUCCACGCAAUUCAUUUGCAGCAAUAUCCUGUUUCUGGUCGCAGGAUUCAGUCGUGCGGAAUUAAAUACAGACUAUCUGACAGUCAUCAUAGGUCAUGUGCCCGCAGGAGCUUCCUGGAAACAACUCGUGCAUUAUGGUCAAGGAUAUAUUAAUACAGGACGCUUUAGACAAUACGAUUACGGUAACGUCGACAAAAAUCUUCAAAUAUAUAAUUCAACGACACCGCCGGAUUACCAAUUGGAAAAGAUCACUGCGCCAAUUGCUCUUUUUAGUAGCGAUGAUGAUUGGCUAGCAACUACGAAGGAUGUGGAUCUCUUGGCUACGAAGCUCAACAGCCUCAUGUUUCAUUAUAAGACUCCUAUUAACACCACCUGUAAUCAUUAUGACUUUAUAUGGGGGAAGUCUUCUGUGCAAAUGGUGUCACGGCCUAUACUGCAAUUGUUAGCUCAAUAUCAAUAACGAUAUUUUUUCUGGGCUAAAAAAAGGAUACCCUUUUCCGACAGAAAGUUACGAGUGCAUAUAAUGAAUCGUCUAAUUUAUUGUUGUUAUAUUAUUAGUAUCAUCAUCAUAUAAUACGUUGCGUUUACAUAUAUAGUCCAUAAUUAUUAAAUUUCACUUCCGCCGCGUCAGAUUGCAUAGCGCUGCAUCAAAUUCACUGCAUCACUAACGUAAAACAUAACUUCGCUUAUAUAUCUUCUCUCGAUUAUAAUGUCGCUCUAUAUACAUUUAUACAAAUUCCAUCGUAAUCAAUCUGCGAUCACUGCGUAAGAAACUACAUUCGCGAUUACAAUUCGUCGCGAUUGCAUCCGGCCGCCGAUAUAAUUAUAAACUUACAUUCCUUUAAUCGCACUUGAGCAUCGCCCGGAGAAGAUACCUUCUCCACUUCGAAAAUUGUCCUUUCAAAGCGCAGCGUGUUCUGGAAUAAACAGACACCGAAAAGAAUUUCGCUUCUCGCGGCUGAUGCUUUUAAGCGAUCGAUCCUGAUUUAUCCCAAUAUACACUGUAAUUAGAGUUAUAUGUAACCUACGCUAACUUACACUUUAAUCGUUUAGCAUAACUUUUUAAUGUUACCCAUGCGGGAAUAUGAAUGAGCCAGUUCGCGAGUGUCAGGAUCAAAUACGAGAUGGAUAACUUUGGAUGACUAAGAAUCGCCUUGAUACAUCAUGCGGAGAAAUUUAAAUAAAACUUAAAGUUUAUUUUAAUUGAAAUUAAUUCAAUCUGUUUCUUACUUUAAUUCCAUGGCAUGUGGAUCGGAAUGAAAAAUAAAUCGGUCACACAAAUUGAAAAUUGCUCGCAGAACUGGCCUUAUAACGUAGGUAUAAUAAUGUACAUAGUUGUAUGUCGCAUGAUAUGUAUUAGUUUACGUUAGAAUAGGUCGGAUGGAUAGAUCGGGAAGUUUCCCGCGUGAUUCGUAUGAAAAUUUAUGAAUCGCCUCCGAUCGCAACGAAGCCCUCAUUUAUCACGGUUGCGAAUAAACAGGACUUCAUCGCGUCGAUGCACGCACAUCGUUACGCCUGCAUGAUUGUAUGCCGAUGAAAAAUUGCGCAUAAAUCAUAAUCGAUACUUGAGCUCAUGUGUUGGCCACUUCGAGGUUUACCUAAAACGAUAUCUAUUUUUCGCAAUAAAAACACACCUGAUUACAAUUUAAUUUCUAUAAAAUUCGACAUAAAUCUCCAAUAAUCACAAUAUCGAUUUGACAAUACAAUUCCUCUGAGAGAAUUCCUCACCUCAAGCGUUACAAUAAUUAUAAUUUGACAUUUUUAUUUUAACGAGAUAAUCUGGCGAUAUAAAAGAAUUUGCAAACAUCAAGAAUACAUAUCAAUAUAGAUACAAUAUAGAUACAAUAUAAUUUAACUAACAUGCAUCUCUUUUCCACCACCACGCGAAACUAAUAUAUCCUUAAUUAAAAAGGAAGAUAUAAAUUAUAUUUGUAUGAGAAGCAGAAAGGAAAAAGCUUUCGAAAUCUUUUUAUUGGAUUUACGUUGCUUUUAUUUUUUAUCUUGCUAGCAAAUUCUUUUUAUCAGACAUCGUGUUUUCAGAAUGAAAUAAAAAUAUUGGAUCAUUGAUAUACAAAAAGGCAAAAGUCAAAAGAUAUUGUUUUAAAAAAAUAGGAUGGGAUAAAGUAUUUUUCAUAAAAAAUUAUAUUUCUCUUUGCACAUACGAGAAACAAGUUAAGCAAAAACCGCGUUCGUGGUGGAGCGAGAGGUAACUGAUUAAUUCCUUUGCACGUAAGGAUUGUUUUAUUCGUAACACUUUAAAGGAACAGAAUCACAUAUCUUCGUCAUUCUUCGUGAAGAUAUUAAUCGCGGCUACAAAUCAUGGGAUGGGUAGCCUGUCAUGUGUUCGCAUGAUGCACACAGGAGGAUGCACUCGAGAGAAGCAAUUUAAUUCCCGUUUGGAAAACACAAGUCAAGCUUUAUAAAAAUACUAUCAACAGCAA